This is a messenger RNA of Eptesicus fuscus (big brown bat), 3716 nucleotides long. RefSeq names its product ubiquitin specific peptidase like 1 (gene USPL1). Gene Ontology annotation, cellular component: Cajal body. The record is from RefSeq and is a predicted model, not a curated record. Bases 308 to 3547 code for a protein of 1079 amino acids. NCBI's taxonomy places the organism in Eukaryota, Metazoa, Chordata, Mammalia, Chiroptera, Vespertilionidae. Gene Ontology annotation, molecular function: SUMO binding. Gene Ontology annotation, biological process: protein desumoylation; Cajal body organization. The transcript has 10 exons.
GGAGGUCGGUGGGGGAGGAGCUGGCUGGGGUUGGUUUUAGGGUAGACGUUGCUCUGCGCCUUGGACCAGGAAUUCGGAUCCAACCUGAGCGAGAAAGUGUGCCCGCCUCAGAGAGAGGAAGGGAGAGAGAGAGAAAGAGAGAGAAAGACCAAUGUGAGAGAGAAAGACCAAUGUGAGAGAGAAUCGUCGAGGGCUGCCUCUAACAGGCGCCAAACCACGACACGGAACCUGCAAUCUAGGAUUCAUUGAAAAAAUCCUUAGUGAUAUUGACAUGUUUCGAGUGACAUAAAUUAGCCAGUGACUCGGAAUGAUGGAUUCCCCGAAGACUGGAAAUGGUUUGCCAGUGAUUGGACCAGGGACUGAUAUAGGGAAUUAUGAUUCUGCUAACAUCCUGUCAGAUGGGUAUUGCCCUGCUUGUAGAGAGAAGGGAAAGUUAAAAACCUUAAAGACUUACCGAAUUAGUUUUCAGGAAUCUGUCUAUUUGUGUGAGGAUCUACAGUGCAUCUAUCCUUUGGGCUCUAAAUCAUAUAAUAACUUAAUUUCUCCCGAUUUGGAAGAUCAUCUUGCUCCAAAUAAGCCUCAAAAAAGAAAGCUCUUGGAAAUAAGCUAUAAAGAUACACCUUCUUUGGCAGAUUCCAAAACGGUUAAAAGUUAUAGUGUUAUUGAUGGUGAACAAGUUUUGAACAGCAAACAUAAUGGAGAAGAAUAUGAGGAAACCUCAUCAGACUUACCUGACUCACUACACAGUGGUCAGCAGAGCCCAGUUAGGGCUGCUGAUUUAUUGGGACCAGAUGAGAUUUUGGAAGCUGCUGUUACUGACUUGGCUGCUGAAGAAGAUGCUACUGCAGUUGAUAGUUCUGGAACUGGAGAGACUGUUCCUCAAAAUGAAGGAGGCACAUCUGAACUGGAAAUGCCACUGGAGAACAAAUGUAUACUAUUUUGCCAGACUUCAUGUGUUCAGUGGAAAAAUUCUGAUGCCCUCUGUUGGUUAGACUGUCUCCUGUCACUAUUGGUGCACUUGGAAGUGGUAAAAAAGGCAGUGAUGACAGACCUGUGCCCUAACGAGGAAUCUCUGUUCUGGCAGUUGUUCACAAAGUAUAAUCAAGCUAGUAAACUUCUGUACGCCAGUCACUUGGAUGCAGUUAAAGAUAGAGAUUAUACAAAACUUAUUUCAGUAUUUGAAAAGAUAGAGACCUGUCUGAAUGAAGUCAGAAGUAAGAUUUUUAUCAGAAUUCAGCCUCAGCUUGGGUGCACACUAGGUGACAUGGAAAGCCCUGUGAUUGCAUUUCCCCUGCUCCUAAGAAUAGAAGCCCGCGUUGAAAAGCUCUUCACGUACUCUUUUUCUUGGAAUUUUGAAUGUUCACAGUGUGGACACAACUAUCAAAACAGCUGUAUGAAGAAUCUGGUCACCUUUACAGAUCUUGUUCCUGAGUGGCACCCACUUAAUGCUGCCCAUUUUGGUCCCUGUAGCAAUUGCAACAAUAAGUCACAAAUAAGAAAAAUGGUAUUGAAAAAAAUGUCUCCCAUAUUCAUGUUGCACUUUGUAGAAGGCUUACCACAUAACAACUUGCAACACUACUCAUUUCUUUUUGAAGGCUGUCUUUACCAAAUAACUUCUGUAAUUCAGUACCAUGCAAAUAAUCAUUUUAUAACGUGGAUUUUAUGUGUUGAUGGAAGUUGGCUGGAAUGUGAUGACCUAAAAGGCCCGUGUUGUAAAAGGUAUAAGGAAUUUGAAGUUCCUGCUUCAGAGAUACAUAUUGUUAUUUGGGAAAGAAAAACAGCCCAAAUGACAGAUAAAGCAUCUGCCUGUCUUUCACUUCAAAAGACUAAUGAUCAACAUGCUUUCAGUGAUGAGAAACAGCCACCUCCAGCAUUGCGUUUUACGGGUGAUGCUUCCUCAGCUGAAAUACCUUCAGGAACGUACUCCCAAAAUACAUCAGUUACUACUAAUACUCUUUCCCAGGAUAAAGCUGUAGCUCAUCAGCCUCAUUUACUUUCAGUUCCAAAAGGUUUGAUUGGCAAUGAUAUUAUACCUUUGACACUUGAAAAAGUACAGGUUAACUCUGAAGGUUUCCUAUUAGAAAAUACACCUGUGGCAGAAAAUGGAGUAGUCAUCAAAACAAAUACUUUGCAACCGCAAGAGUCACUAAUGGCUUCUUUAGUAUCAGCUCCAUGUAAGGAAAAGUUUAACCAAGACCAAUUUGUAGACUUAAGCUUUCCUUCUCCGAUUGUAAGUACAAACAUGCAAUCAGUACAGCCAAAUUCAGAAAAUACUAUAAUUACUAACUCUGUGACUAAUGUUCAUGCUACUGGUCCUAUACAGGGAGUAAAGUCAGUAGAAAUUGAAGGUACAGUUGCCCUAGAGAAGGAUGUUCCUGUCAACCAUUUUCUUUCACCAAAAACUGAGAAAUUAAAAACAGAACAACACAUUACACCUCAGGUACCUAAUUUGAAGAGAAAAUUUUCUCAAACCAUUGCUGAGUCAUCACAGAACCCAUCUCAGAGAGAAAAUCUGAAGAAACCAUUUAUGGGAAGUUGGGUUAAAGGCUUAUUAAGCAAGGGUGCUUCUUUUUUGCCACCUUGUGUUUCAGCUCAUAAUAGAAAUGCUAUAACUGAUUUGCAGCAUUCGGUUAAGGGGGCAAGUAAUUUUGGUGGCUAUAAAACUAAAGGUGUGAACCAGAAGGCUCACCGGGCAUCCCGGAAACCUCGUGCAAGUAAGCCUUCUCCAGCCAGUAACCCUCCACCAAGUCUUCCAUCAUCAGGUAGCAUGGCUUCUCCACAUGCUGAUGUUAAUGCUGACCUGGAAGUUUUGAAGAAACAUGAAAAUGCCUCAUAUGGAGUUCACCUCAACCACAGAUCUGGUGGAAACGAAAAUGGUGUUUCUUUAGCAAACCAUGAGGACUCCAUUGAGGGUCAGAUUCAUAAACUUCGUCUAAAACUUCUUAAAAAACUUAAGGCAAAAAAGAAGAAAUUAGCUGCCCUUAUGUCUUCCCCCCAACAUGGAAAACUCACAAGUGAGAAUUUAGAGCAUGUUUCUCAUUGUGGGUCUCCAAAUGAUGGCCAGUCAAUAGAAGAUGUGUUAAAAGAACUGCAAUAUCAAAUUGAUAUUGCUGAUAAUAAAUCUGGAAGAACCACUGUUGCUAGUGUUUCUCCAUAUAGUGGUCAAACUCAUGAAGAAAUUUUAGCAGAAUUAUUGUCUCCUACAACUGUUUGUACAGAACUCUCAGAAAAUAGGGAGGCUGACUUUAGAUAUUUAGAAAUGGGAGAUAACCAUAUCCCAGCACCAGUACCUAGUGAAUUAAAUGGUAUUCCCCCGAACACACACCUGAGACAGGACCAUAAUUAUUGCAGCCCUACCAAGAAAAAUCUGUGUCAAGUUCAGCCAGACCCACUAACAAACAAUGAGUGUGAUAGAACAUUGAACUUGGAAAGUUCCCUGAAGACUGAUGUUUUUGAUGAGUUUUUUUCCACUUCAGCAUUAAAUUCUUUAGCAAAUGACACAUUAGACUUGCCUUUUUUUGAUGACUAUCUGUUUGAGAGUUGUUGAAUGUUUAUUAAUGCUUUAAUAUUUAUUAUUGUCUUGGAAAAACUUAUUAUGUUCUUGAGUAGUGUUUAUACACUGGCCUUGUCAUGAUCAAAAUGUAAGCAGCUGAAGGUUUUGCCUUCAGUUCUGCCCGUAAAGCUUGUAAUUUGUUUUACAAAUUAAAGUGACCAGG